AGUCAUUUCAUUCCCAAAUGAAAUCAUCUCCUUCGACGGCUCACCUAAGCCUAAAACUUAUUAAUCUUUCCAUUUAAUCUUACCUAUUAAACAUUCAAUUACUUCCCCUCAAUUCGUAGUCCUAUAACUAUUUCCCUUCAUUGAUCUUUUCAGUUUCCCUAAAUUCAACAUUCAUGGAGUUUUUCACAUAUCCCACUUCUAAAUUUCUAACCAAACCAUUCUAGUUUCAAUUACAAUCGAAAUUGGGCUGAUUCUCUCAUCUGGGUCUUCUUCAAAAACUUCCAAACCCUUGAAUUCGAGUUUAUUUCUUCAUCAUUUUGCAGAAUCUCGACAUGGGUCCGUCGGAGAAGGAGCUGAAAGAUAUAAUGGUGAGUCAACUGCCAGAGACUGUUAGGGAAAUUUCAGGGCUUCCCGAGUACAACGGCGUCUGUAAGAAGAUGUAUGGGGACCUGAUUCGAAGGGUCAAAUUAUUGAGCCCUUUGUUUGAGGAAUUAAGAGAUGGAGAAGAAGAACUCGGAUUCGAUGUUCUUAAAGGCUUGGAGUUGCUUAAAACUGCUUUGGAUUCUGCUACAGAGCUUCUUAAGUCGGUCAGCCGAGGAAGCAAGCUAUUUCAGGCUUCGCAGUUGGAGAAGAUUGUACUUGAGUUUCAUCAUAUGACGGAAGAUAUUGAAGCAGCACUCAGCAAGCUUCCCAUCGACAAGCUUGGGAUCUCGGACGAGGUUCGAGAACAGACUGAACUUGUUCAUGCACAAUUCAAACGAGCGAAAGAGAGAAUAACUUUAGCUGAUGCACAGUUAGACAAGGAUUUAGCCAUAUUACAGGAAGAAAAAGAUUCUGAUCCUACAAUAUUGAAGAGACUUUCUGAAAAGCUGCAUCUUCGAACUAUAAACGAUCUAAAGAAAGAGUCACUAGCGAUCCAUGAGUUAGUGACCUCAAGCGAUGGAGAUCUCGAGGACGUUUUUGGAAAAAUGUCAUCUGUUUUAAAGAAGCUGAAGGAUUUUGUACAAUCAGAAAACCCAGAAGUUGAAACUUCUCAAGACGAAAAAACUACAACCAUUAAACACAGAUCUCCCGUCAUCCCAGACGAUUUCAGGUGCCCUAUAUCUCUUGAAUUGAUGAGGGAUCCGGUCAUUGUCUCCACCGGGCAGACUUAUGAGAGAUCCUGCAUUCAGAAAUGGUUGGAUGCAGGGCACAAAACUUGUCCAAAAUCUCAGCAGGCUUUAUCACAUACAGCCUUAACACCAAAUUACGUUUUGAAGAGUCUAAUUGCUUUAUGGUGUGAGAACAAUGGCGUUGAACUGCCAAGGAAGCAAGGUAGCUGUAGAAACAAGAAACCCGGAAACAAUGUUUCAGACUGUGAUCGGGCGGCCAUCGAUACCUUACUAGUAAAACUGGUAAAUGGAUCUCCAGAACAGAAAAGAUCAGCUGCAGGUGAGCUCCGGUUACUAGCGAAGAGGAAUACGGAUAACAGAAUUUGUAUUGCCGAGGCAGGAGCCAUUCCAUUCCUUGUCGAACUAUUAUCCUCAAAUGAUACUAGAACCCAGGAGCAUGCAGUUACAGCAUUAUUGAAUCUUUCAAUCAACGAUGGUAACAAAAGAACUAUUGUCAAUUUACGAGCCAUACCCGCUAUAGUAGAAGUGUUGAAAAAUGGCAGUAUGGAGGCAAGGGAAAAUGCAGCUGCAACCCUUUUCAGCUUAUCAGUAAUAGACGAGAAUAAGGUUGCAAUCGGAGCAGCUGGGGCAAUUCCUGCUCUUAUUAGUUUGCUACAAGAAGGGACUCCGAGAGGGAAGAAGGAUGCUGCCACUGCUAUUUUCAAUCUUUCGAUCUAUCAGGGAAAUAAAGCAAGAGCAAUAAGGGCAGGCAUUGUGAAUCCACUUAUGGGAUUUCUGAAAGAUGCUGGAGGUGGAAUGGUUGAUGAAGCUCUAGCCAUUCUAGCCAUUCUUGCAACUCACCAUGAAGGAAAGAUGGGAAUAGGGGAAGCUGGGCCGAUGGCAAUUCUGUUGGAGUUCAUCAGAACCGGUUCUCCACGGAACCGGGAGAAUGCUGCUGCGGUGUUGUGGUCGCUUUGUAGUACUGAUUUUGAGCAGUUGAAGCUAGCUAGGGAACAUGGUGCAGAAGAGGCAUUAAAGGAAGUAUCUGAGAAUGGCACAGACAGAGCAAAGAGGAAAGCAGGAAGCAUUUUAGAACUCUUUCAACGCUUUGAUGGACAAUCAGCUAAUCUAUAAACAAUUUGGCUAUUAAUUUAUUUAAUCAACUGGGGGUUAUAGAAAUCAAGUCAAUGCCAUCUUGCCCUUGUAAUUACAAGGCAUUAAAAGUGAAGGUACCAUCACUUUUUUUAUAAUGUAAUAUAUUUUAUUGUAUUUAUGAUUAAGGAAUUCUAUUUUUGUAGUUUGAA
Benincasa hispida (wax gourd) is the source of this 2395-nucleotide messenger RNA. RefSeq names its product plant U-box 14 (gene PUB14). Gene Ontology annotation, molecular function: protein binding; ubiquitin-protein transferase activity. Lineage: Eukaryota; Viridiplantae; Streptophyta; Magnoliopsida; Cucurbitales; Cucurbitaceae. Gene Ontology annotation, biological process: protein ubiquitination; cell surface receptor signaling pathway. The record is from RefSeq and is a predicted model, not a curated record.